AUGGGGGAUAAUGGCGACAAUCAGAACCAAGUUCCUGUCACCGACCUCGCUGCCGCCCUGGAAACUCAAGGGCAGGAGCUCGCUCGGCUACAGCAGCAAUUGGCCAUGCAAAAUGGAGGACCUGCACGCUCCUGCAAGCUCCCUCCCGUCUGGAAGGAAUCGCUGGAGGGCUGGUUCGCGCACGCCGAGUCCAUGAUGGCAUGCCAUGGCGUCACCGCUGAUGAGAUGCGCUACAACCUCAUCGUGACCGCUCUGGACGCUGCUAUGACGAGGGACCUUCUGGACGUGCUGCAGGAUCCACCGGCCGAAGGCAAGUACGAGCGCCUGAAGGCGCAAGUUUUAGCGCGUUUUGGCCUGUCCGCCGAGCAGCGGCUUCGCACACUGUACAGCGGCAUCCAGACGGAGGGCCGCAAGCCGUCGAGCAUCCUCCACGAGAUGAGGCGUCUCGCAGGCACCAGUAUCGACGACGCUGGGCUGAAGGUUCGCUGGCUCGACGUGCUGCCGCCCAUGUCGCAGCAGGUUCUCCGCGUCAUGCGCAACGCCUCGCUUCAGGAGCUAGCUGAAGCCGCAGACGAGCUUUACAAGCUGCCAGGCGCCUCCGUGUCGGCAGUGAGGCAGGGCUCACGUGGCACAUCGCCGGCUCGCACUGCCUCCACCGGCUCUUCCAUCAGUGGGGACAUCGCUGAUCUGCGUGCCGGGAUGGCACAACUGCUGUCAGCCACGAAGCUGGUUCUCGAGGCUGUCACCGCCUCGACGCAGUUCUCGCGCCCUGGUUCGCAGCAGUCCGGACGUGGCCGCAGCCGAAGCCGUGGCUCAGGAAGCCGCUCGGCCUCACCAGCACCCAACGGCCACUGCUACUACCACUAUCGCUUCGGUGCUUCAGCAGAGCGCUGCCGUCAGCCCUGCACCUUCGUCGCCAGCUCGGCGCCGAAAAACUAA
Messenger RNA from Phymastichus coffea, 939 nucleotides. RefSeq lists its product as uncharacterized. Lineage: Eukaryota; Metazoa; Arthropoda; Insecta; Hymenoptera; Eulophidae. The transcript has a single exon. The coding region runs from base 1 to 939 and encodes 312 amino acids. The record is from RefSeq and is a predicted model, not a curated record.